UCUUUUCCUGCGCAUCCUCAUCUCCCUUUAUAUCCUCUUCCCUUCUCAACCUCAGCUCCAAACAAAUCCCAAGUCUUGUUUAUUGAAUCCUUUACUUUCAUCCAUUAAUCUCAUCAUGCACGCACAAGCCUCAUCUCUAACCCUAGAGGUCACCGUUUUAUCUGCUGAUAACCUCCGUGUCGAUCGGACUCCCGUGACCAACAACGUGUAUGUCGUCGUUCGAGCGGAGUCCAUCAACAGCUUCGCCACGGGCAUGGUGUCGGCUACAACUAGCCAGUUCUUGUGGAACGACAAGUUCUUGGUAGAUAUGGCAGUGCACACGAGAUCGAUAACAUUCGAGGUGAAGCACAAGACGGCAAUGGGAGUGGUAAAGAACGUCGGUGUGGCGAGGAUUGCGGUGUCGGAUUUUCUUGGCGGAGGAGGGAGUGGCAUGGUGGAGGACUGUUCUAAGGUUUUGAGCUACAGAUUAAGAGAUGGGGAAGGUUGGCCUAACGGAGUGAUAAAUUUUGAGGUGAAGGUUCUUAUGAGAUGCUCAUCUUCUAAAACAAAACCAGUGGCGGCGAUGACAGGGAGGAAGGUGAGUUCUUGUGGGUUUCAGAUGAGAGCAUCAACGGCGGAUCAGAUGAAGCUUAAUGGAGUUGUCAUUGGGGUACCCACAUGUUGGAACCCCUGUACUGGACGAAAUUCUUGAUCAAAUGCAAUUUUUUUAUAUACAAAAGCAUGGAGCAGCACAAGAAUUUGGAGAAUUUUGUCAAAUGUGUACAAAUUAAAGUACAAACAAAUGAAUGUGGAUGUAAUAAUAUCUCCCUUUUGGCUUU
Prosopis cineraria is the source of this 818-nucleotide messenger RNA. Its product is annotated as BON1-associated protein 2-like. Bases 116 to 691 code for a protein of 191 amino acids. NCBI's taxonomy places the organism in Eukaryota, Viridiplantae, Streptophyta, Magnoliopsida, Fabales, Fabaceae. The record is from RefSeq and is a predicted model, not a curated record. The transcript has a single exon.